CCGUGACCCUCCGGACCCCCUUCCUCCCUCCCUCAUCACCGUCAGUCACCACACCACCCCUUUAUUAUUAUUAUUUUUAUUUUUUUAUUUAUUUGAAUACGAAAAAUUCUAUUACUCGAGUCACGGGAAUGGAAGACAACAAGAACACCCAUCCACCUCCGAAAACGCGCAGAGCCCAGGUGGCGAAUGCCUGCAUGAAGUGUCGUGAUGCAAAAUUAAAGUGCUCCUCCACUCGUCCCGUUUGCGAUCGAUGUCUCGAUCGGAAGCUCGCGUGCGUGUACGACGUGACCGAAGGCAUGACGAAGCGACAACAAGAUCGCGUGGAUUUGCUGGAUUCGGGAGAACAGUUGCAUCGGAGGAGGAUGUUGUUGCAAUUUUUACAGAGAGCGAGGAUUGAGGAAGCCGUGGAAAUGCUCGCCCGUCUGAGAUCGGGCUACAGUCUGGAUUCCGAAUACCUGCGAGUGCAAGAUCGAUUUCGACUUCAAGACGGCGUCUUUGUGCUACUAGAAGAGGAGAAGCAGCAGCAGCAGCAGCAGCAGCAAGGCUCAUCUCAACGCAGAACCAGCACCACCACCACCAGCAGGACUGUCCCAGAUGCUCCUACACAAGAAGCCAUCCAGCGAGAAUAUCUGGAAUUGAUCAAAUGGAGCAAUAUGCCUAUUGAUCCUCAAUUGCUUGGUGAGAAGGGCCAACAGCAGCAGCAGCAGCAGCGGAAAGAUCAACAAGAACGACAACAAGAAGAACGUCACGAGCAACCAGAGCAACAACAGCAACCAGAGUAAAGAAUGCAGCGAUUAUUACAAAUUGUUGUCGAAGCAGCGCACGCAAUGCUUUUUCCAUGAUGACUUGAUGUUUCAACAGAUCUGUUGGGAGAACAAGAUGCAAGGUAUUGGUUUCUUUUACUGAAGAGAAAAAGAAGAAAAAAAAGAUCGUGUAAGAAGUAUAUACAUAGGUACAUGUACAAGGGAGGUUAUUUUCAAUAGCCGGGCCUAUGCCUGUAUGAUCUAACAACAGCAACAUGACAAGUUGACAACAGGUUCACAACACUUUUAAACAGGUCAGUAUGCCUGUAUGAGGCUGUGUGAGGCGGUGUCAAGCAGGACCUGGUCGAUCGGGAGGUAAAGUCGCCACAUGGACAUCGUAUAAUAAUAAAAGCGA
Molecule: messenger RNA, 1158 nt
Organism: Sphaerulina musiva SO2202
Lineage: Eukaryota; Fungi; Ascomycota; Dothideomycetes; Mycosphaerellales; Mycosphaerellaceae
Exons: 4
Coding region: 129-782 (217 amino acids)
Biological process (GO): regulation of DNA-templated transcription
Molecular function (GO): zinc ion binding; DNA-binding transcription factor activity, RNA polymerase II-specific
Source: RefSeq, a predicted model, not a curated record